Colletotrichum karsti is the source of this 3081-nucleotide messenger RNA. RefSeq lists its product as uncharacterized. The record is from RefSeq and is a predicted model, not a curated record. The transcript is spliced from 6 exons. NCBI's taxonomy places the organism in Eukaryota, Fungi, Ascomycota, Sordariomycetes, Glomerellales, Glomerellaceae. The coding region runs from base 1 to 3081 and encodes 1026 amino acids.
AUGCCUAGCCUCUUCUCCCGUUUGAAGGGCAAGGACGGUUCAACCAAAAAGAAGAAGGGCGCCAACUUCGAUGCUGCAGACCAACAGCCCGCGAAGCCACGAUGGGACGACGCUUACACGAGAAAAACGGUCGAACCCGAAGAAAUCCAAGACCUGAUCAGACGUUGCACUGAGGAGCUCAAGGCACGAGCUUUGGACCACCCCUUCCUCCUCCUUCCUUUCCGUCCCACCUCGGACCCUAGUGCUGUCCGUACCUUCAUCCGCCAUUUCUUCGAUGGCAGCCAACCUUUGCGCGGCGAGUUCUUGUCGCAAGAGCUUCGCAUGACUGAGCCUAUGGUCCUUGCCGGCGUAGUAAAAUGGUGCUGGAGCAGACUUCAAGGCGGCGUUGUUGGCUGGGAUGCAUAUGAGCUAUUCAAGGUCGGAGAGCAAGAUUCAAACAUGGCGAGGGACUCGUUCAAGACAUUUAUCCCUCUCAGUGUUGACAACGGAGCUCGAUCAUGCAUCAUUUUCGACUACUUUGAUCUGUUGUCCGCGAUUGCCGCCCAUGGCAAAAUGAACGGUCUGGGCGGACGCAAGCUCUCUCGGAUGGCUGCAUGGUGGGCGUUUGAACAGAAGGACACGGGUAGCGGCUUCGAAGGUGGUUACAAGUCGUGGGCAAGUGCUGCCGACGCUACGAGCCAUUUGUUCUUCGCCUACCUUCGAUCUUUGGCGCCCCAGAAACAGACUCAGGGAAGCAUUUCCAUGCUGCCCAUGUCUCUCCAGAAGCUUUUGCAAGAGACUGAGUACCCUCCUCAGAAGCCCUCAUUGAUGCAGUCUUCGACCUACAAGGUCGUCAUGAUUGUUGACACAGUAUCCCCUACUCCCUUCGCGUUGUUGAGGAGGGCAAAUCACUUCCAAUAUCGUGACGAGGACCGGGCUCUGCGAGAGUUUUCCGAGUACGAAGAUCCCGUUAAAGCGCUGACUGAAGAGUGCCGUCGCGUGCUCAAGGCAAUCUCUUCUGCCAACCAAUCCCAAGUCUCUAGCUCCAAGCACUCGACCAGCUUGAGAGAUGCUUCGUGGUCGCGCUUCGAAGACAUCGGCUUCACCAGUGCACUCGAGGACGAAGACGAAGAGGAAGAAGCUGCCGCAGCGGCUCGAAAGCCACAGGGGUUGAGAACCACGCCAGCAGCAGGCAAUGUUGGCCUCGGACGGCCUACUACGCCUUCUUGGGCCGACUUCUUGUCGUCUGGUUUUGUUGACGACAAUCCUAACAACCCGAACAUGUUGUUGCCUCCCGACAAGGUCCUUCCGCCCAUUGAGACGGCUAUUCGCCAGAAAAGCUCUCAGUCACACAACCCCAGACUCGAGUCCGAUCGCCUGGAGCCCGGUGAAUUGGCCAGCAUUGCCCGUUUCGACCUCGAUGAGGCCUUCUGGUGGGUUUGGAUGAGCAGUCUUGCUCCUGAAGAGACACCGGAGAGGAAGUCCGCCUUUGGUCGCUGUGCCGUGAUCGAGACGGCCAUCAGGUCUGGGCGAUGGCUGGUAAUGGAGGAAAUGGUGGCCGGAGCGGCGCCUGAACCCCAGGAAGGCGCCUACAUCGCCGAGAAGAAGGGCUUCUUUAGUUGGACGCGUCGCAACAAGGGAGUUAACCGCCGCAAGUCUACUGGAAAACACACUUUGGAGAAGGGAAGCAAGAAAGACGAUCCGAACAUCAGCAAGUCGAGCAUCGGUCCAGACCAACAAGCACGGAUUCAGGCUGCCGCUGCACAACUUCAGGCACGACAUCACCAGGAGCAACAGAUGAAGCAGCAGCAAAUUCUUGCUGCCCGCAGAGGACGCAAUGAUGCAUCGGCGUUCGAGAAGACGAAUAGUGUCAUGACUCUCCAGCCCGACAUCCUGCGACAGGCAUCUCCCGCAAUGAAGUGGGCAAACAAGUACGACAAGGAGGCUAUCCGGGAGGCGUACCUUGCAAACAACACAGCUGGACGCGGCAUUGGGGUCUCCACCAUGCAAAGAAACGGAAGCUACGGCAACAAUGAGCACAUGAACGGCCUCGAGGAGGAGGACGACGAGGAACUGCGUCCUGAGCCCCCCGCAAAGUCUCCGUCUCUGCAACCCCAACCUUCACCAUUGACCCAGAACUCAACAGGCUUCCCCCGAUCGCCGUCUCCGCAGCCGCCUCAACAGACCGACGAGAUCUCGGCCCCUUCCGAAAGGACAGAAACCCCAAGCGGCCUCCAACCUGCCGAGAGGUUCGAAUCGGGCGGACGCAGCUCCCCAAUGCCACCGCCGAAGGAUUCUCGCGACGAGGCUCGUGAGAACAUGUUUACCCCGGAGCCGGAUACCAGCCCGAAGGACAAGAAGCAGAAGAAGCUCCACAAGGAGAAGACCGGCGGUGGCGGUCUCCGCAAGUUGUUUGGCCGCAAUAAGAACCGGAACUCGAAGCUCCCCGAGAAUGCCGCCGCAGAUGUGAACGGUAUGCUCCAGCGCGAUACAGCAACUCCUGAGCCGCCAAGACAUGCACCGUCUCCUGUUCCCCAGCCCAUUGCCUCUGAGUCCAACCUUCCUACACCAACGCCCAUCGAGACUUUCACCACGCCAAUGGAGACGCCUCAGCCAGCCCCUGUUGAGACCCAAGCUCACGAGCCGCAGUACGAGCCGUCGGUUGAUGAAUCGCUUUCUCGCAUCGACACCGAGGAUGCCCACGAGGCUAACAACGAGUUCUCCCGGUUCGACCAAGGCCCUCUGCAGGAGCAACCCGCGUUCGUGCCCGACGAUUCGUCCGAAGACGCGGUCCCUCCCCCGAUCGCGAGACACAAGACGCCCGAGCCGCCCGCGAAGACGUCCCCGGUUUCCCCAACGGACGGUUCCCGAAGCCCCCAGGCACAGGAUCGUUGGGCUCAGAUCCGUAAGAACGCUGCCGAGCGUGCAGCUCAGCGACAAAGCGAAGAGCAGAGCCGUGGUGGAUACAGCAAGACCACCGAUGGUGAUGACGACACGAGUGGAGAGGAGACCCGCAUCAAGGCGCGUGUUGCCGAGCUCACGGGCAACAUGGAGAACUCGACCAGCCCGGAUGUUCGAACUCCUCCCCCGAUCCGCCGCUAG